Messenger RNA from Bacillus rossius redtenbacheri, 9935 nucleotides. It is a transcript of the gene pds5, whose product is annotated as sister chromatid cohesion protein PDS5 homolog B. The record is from RefSeq and is a predicted model, not a curated record. Gene Ontology annotation, cellular component: nucleus; chromatin. The transcript has 24 exons. Gene Ontology annotation, biological process: mitotic sister chromatid cohesion; DNA repair. NCBI's taxonomy places the organism in Eukaryota, Metazoa, Arthropoda, Insecta, Phasmatodea, Bacillidae. The coding region runs from base 4543 to 8196 and encodes 1217 amino acids.
UUUCAUACGGUAUAUCUUUUAACUAAUUGUUGUUGGUUUUAUAACAGCUAAUACUUUUUUAGGUGUAAACUUUUAUCUUGUCAAUAGUUGGCAACACUUCAUCUAAUGUACCAAUAUCAUUGUAUCUGCAAUGUGCAUUUGCGCGGAAAGUAACGUAAUUCGGCAUUUUGUUAGAAUAUGUUUGCGUGGGCAGGCUUAAAAAUAAAUUUAAAUUUUAAGUAUAAUUUAGUAUAUAUGAUGAGUUAAAUAUUCUGGAAAAAUGAAAAUAAAUUUCUGGAAAACCUGGAAAUACCCAGGAAUUUUAUUCUAGGGUUGGAGUAGUCACCCUGUCUAGGAGAGAGACACAUCUGAUAAAAAAAAAAGCAAUUAGAAUAUAUUAUUUCCUUCUUGACAUUUUUUUCUUAUUCUUUUAAACUGCAAAGUGUUGGGUUGUAUUAUUCCAUUACGUGCAACACAAUUAAUUUUAGUAGCAUGUUUAUAGAAGGAUAUGAUUCUGGACAUGUUGAAUGCUGCAAGCAAGAUGUGUACAUGUUCUCAGUGUUUGUAAGUCAUUGCGGUUGCUGAUUCUUGCAAAAAAAAAAAUGUUGGUUGAGUUAGGUUUAGUUGCAUUAAUAAAUUUAAAUUUCUAAGUAGUACGUUAAUGUAGCCACCCUAAUGUAUUCACAACCAUUCACACGUAAACUACUUAAAGUAUUGCAAUACGAUUUUACAUAAUGAUUAGAAAGAAUUGCCAGCAAGUAAAAAAAUUUUUUUUUUUUUUUUUUCUUUUUCAGAUUCAUUCGUCUCCUAUAUAAUUACGCUGAAGAGAAAUUGUUUGUUAGGGUAUGUUCGCAAAUGCUAGUAUUACGUAAACUUGUUAAAAUAUUAAAUUCGUAAAAAAAUUAGUUCCUUUUUUUAUAUUUGCUUAACAUAUUUUGCUAUUUAGUUAUUACUCACAUUGUAUCAAAACAGCUGCUACUUUCACCAUGUAUGACAGCACAGAUAACCUACUGAUGAUCUGAUGUACCUUUAAUGGGUUAGUCCCAGGGAAAUGCAGAUUCGUGACAAACUCAUGGACCAAUCAUGCAGAGAAUCACUACCAUCUAACCUAUCCUUUACGAGUCAACCGUAGGGAACCAACCACGUGUUUGACAAGAUUCUAUGUCUCAGCUAACACUCAAGUAUGUUUAUCAUCUAGACAUAUUUUUGAUUUAUCAAUGAAUUUCACUUUUUCUGUAAUGUAUAGGAUUGACACGUUUUUCAUUACACAACAGUUCUGACAUCCAACUUCUGAACCCAAAAUAAAAUACUAUACAUUAAUGAAACUUAAGAAUAAGCAGUCAGAUAAAAGAAUUUUUUACGGGAAUUAGAUUGCUAGUUAACUGUAAGUAGCUCUUAUAUUUGUUGAAAUGAUUUAUAAGUCUGUAUACAAUAUUAUUGAUUUUUUUAAAGUAACUAAAAAGGGUGGCUUACUGCUAUUAAAGGAUGGCAAUUUUUUUAUUUGCCAGUAGUUUAAAUAAUGUAGAAACAGUUAAGGUUGUGGUUAUAACUAAUAAAAAUAAAUAAAUCAUCUAACUAUUUGUUUCUAUUAGAAAGAGGACCUAAUAUGGAAUUCAGGCCUGUGUUGUUACCAUUGUUAGUUUUUUGGGUUAUGAUUAUGAAGUUAGAUAAUUUGAUUUGUACUUUUAAUUCUACAUCAUAUUUUAAGGUUACCUCUCAUAUGUAAUGUCCCAUGCAUGACAAGACUGCGCGCCAGCUCAGAGGCGACACCGCGUUGGAAGCACCAGCGCGCGUAACACUGACACACAUACACCCUUGCGAGGUGGGCCUUUUAACAAGAUUAAUUUAAGUUGUAUCAUAUUACAGACUAGGGGAGAAUAAACUGGCUUCUCAAAUGGACAGUGCAGAUAAAAAAGUUUAGGACACCAUAUCACAAAAGUAAAGAAAAAGUCUUAGAUUAAAGUGUGUGAUACAAUUUGUCUCCCAUGAAUCAAUUUUAUAACUACUGCUCAAAUUAUAUAAUUUUGCUUAUUCAGUCUACUCUGUCUGAUCCAGUUGGGUUCACUCACUGUACCUCUAUGAUACUGUGUUUCUUAAAUAACUGCAAGAGCAAUCCAAUGAAAGGGAAAAAAACUGUAUUAUCUUUGAAAGAAUUGUGCAAUGGGAGUGCAUGACUUGAUGUGAGCUUUUGGACAUACGCCAUUGCUAAUGUAUGUCUGUAGAAGAAAACUACAAAAAACACAAAAGACAAAAAACACAAAAGACAGAAAACACAAAUUAAGCAAAAAAUUGCUGUUGUCAACAGGAUAUAUACACCACAUAAUAUUCCAUAACAGGAAUAUGGUCAACAAACAAAGAAAAACAAAGAAAAAUGGACUAACAGAACGAAAAAAAAACCCACAAAUGAUGACAGCACUAAAAAUAUUGAACCCAAAAAAUUCAGCACAACAGUUGAAAAGAGACAAAAACACAGCAAAACGAAAAGACAAAACAAACACAAUAGUUUUCCAAAAACAGAAAAGAACGAAAAAAACACCCACAAAUGAUGACAGCACAAAAAUAUUGAACCAAAAAAAAAGGCUGAGCAAGAUGUAGUCCAUUCUCUGAUAAAUAACCUCAUAUUUCCAGCCCCUACUCAUUCGCACCUGUGUUUUCGUACCAUGUGCGUCUCUGCCUGAGGACGGGAGCAGAUAGCAGUUCCCGAAACGUCGCUUGUUUUUUUUUUUAGCUUUUUGUCAUCAUUACUAUUGGUUAAGGGCUAUUUCUGUCAAUUCAAUAGAUAUCUUGAAUUACCUAGUUCUUCUUUUUCACAAAUAUUUUCAAUGGAUAUUGACCAAGUGUUAAAAGUUGCACAAGUGAUGAUAAUCAUAAACAAUUGCACAAUAUUAUGUUACACUUGGUAAACAUUCAUUGAAAAUAUUUGUGACAGAACAACAAAUGCAAAUUUACAGAAUUAGUCUUUCAAGCAAAUUAUUAACUUUCCGUGUGAGACCAAGUGUUAAGGAGUAUGAGGGCUCACCAUCCUGGAUUUUUAAAUGUUUUGCCGCAGCUUGCAAUACAGCUUGCAUGUUACAAUGUUUGGCGUGAUUAUAGCACUUUUUUAAGUCAACAUUCAUAGAUUGGGAAGUUAUGACAACAGUUGUAGUCACCUGUGUCAGUUGUAGUUUACUUCCAGCGGUUACAGCCUGGAAGCUGUAGAAAAUAUCAAAUUGUAAAAAGGUGUAAAACAGGACUCUACAAAUUUCGGUCACCAUCACAACUAAGUUUAUCUUGCUGGCAAAUAACUUCUGCCAAAAUACUGAGAUAUACAGUGGUUUUGUUAAAAACAUUGGCCAAUUUUGUUGUUACAAAAUCCAGUACAGAAGUUACUGGGACCAAGAAAAAGGGACAAUAUUUAAGUUGCAUUAAGUUAACACUAAUUACUGAUACAGGGUGGCCACUCACCGGGAAAACCGGGAAAACCGGGAUUUAUCAGGGAAAUCACGUUGAUCGGGAAUUAUCAGGGAAAUGUCAGGGAAUUUUUUUAAUAACCGGGAAUUUUUUGUGUCAUGUACAUUUCCCUGCCAACCAUUACGGAUUUUCCGUAAUUAUUACGGAUUUAACACAAUAUUACGGAAUUACGGAACAUCGCUGGUUUAUUACGGAAACGAGGCUUUGUGCUGCUGGGUAACGGAAAAAAAAUUCCGUUUCUGGUGUGCGUGUUUCGUGAACGCAGUUCGAAUACAUCACGUGGUUGCGCAGAUAACGGAACUGAUAAAUGUGCGCAUGUACUGUCGAAAUAAGUAGAUUAAUUGUUGUGUUUUGUAAUAGAAAUGGUACGGUAUUACGUCCGUUGUACGAUACAACUAGUACAUAUUCUCGGACUUUUCGUCUGUUAGCUACUUACAUCACGAUAAUUUUUGUACGGUACUUUGGCUAACCUGUCUUGUGUUAUUUACUUUCUUGAAAGCCAUUUUUUCCAUCAAAGUGUUUUUGUCGUGUGUACAGACGUGAAACCUUUUUAUGUUGUUCGAUAGUGUUGUGUUCUUCAGUGCCGGUUGUAGAAAUGAAGCGUGUGACAGAACAAUGUGUAUCUGGGUCAAAAAAAAAAACGUUAUUCUUCAGAACUUUCGACCAAACUAUAUUAAAGAAUGGCCAUGCUUGUCAUCUUCAAAUGUUUUGGAACGCCACGCUUUUUGUAAUGUAUGCACGUGGGACUUUUCGAUUGCGCAUGGUGGAAGGGAUGACUGAGGACGGCAUAUUGAAUCAAAGAAACAUGCAGAACAUUUUAAAGCCGUGACGAGCAAUAAAUCUAUAUCGUCGUUUUUCGCUACAUCUGAAGAAACGAAAGUAACAAACGCAGAGUUAUUGUUUACAAGUUUUUUGGUAGAACACAAUUUACCGAUAGCAGUAGCCGAUCAUUCGGAUAAUUUGUAUAGAGCUAUGUUUCCGGACUCAAAAAUUGCACAGAAAUACAGCUGUGCGAGAGCAAAAACAUCUGCUUUAGUGGAGUAUAUGGCUGGUGAAACUAAAUUGAAACUGUUGAAUCUUUAGGUCUGGAUGGUGUUUUAAGAGGACCGCACAAUGCCACACGACAUAGUGUAUCCGCAGGGCUGCCGCCCUGUCACUGAUGACCUGGGUUCCGAUGAGCUCAUCCGCAGACUCAAGACGCUGGCCCACACGCUGCAGGCCAUGGGGCAGGACGAGGGCAUGUACCAGCAGUACAUCCCGCUGGCCCUGCACCUCGCGGAGGACCACUUCCUCAUGCACCAGAGCCGCGAUGUGCAGCUGCUCAUCGCCUGCUGCAUCGCCGACGUGCUGCGCGUCUACGCCCCGGAGGCCCCCUACAAGGACCCGGAGCAGGUCAAGACGAUAUUCUUGUUCCUCAUCAAGCAACUGUCGGGCCUGAAGGACCCCAAGGACCCGGCGUUCAAGAGGUACUUCUACCUGCUGGAGAACCUGGCCUACGUCAAGUCCUUCAACAUGUGCUUCGAGCUCGAGGACUGCCAGGAAAUAUUCUGCGCCUUGUUCAGUCUCAUGUUCAAGAUAGUCAAUGACGAACACUCGGGCAAAGUAAAGAGCUUCAUGCUGGAUGUUCUCUGCCCGCUGAUCACCGAGUCGGACAUAGUUUCCAACGAGCUCCUCGACAUCAUACUGAUGAACGUGGUGGAGCCAAACAAGUCGCAGAGGAAGAACGCGUACCUGCUGGCCAAAGAGCUGGUCGUCAAGUGCAGCGACACCCUGGAGCCGUACAUCCAAGCCUUCUUCAACCACGUGCUGAUCCUGGGCAAGGAGGAGAAGACGCUGGCCAUCUGCCAGAAGGUGUACGACCUGAUCUACGAGCUGAACCACAUCUGCCCCAGCGUGCUGCUGGCCGUGCUGCCCCAGCUGGAGGUGAAGCUGAAGAGCGCGCAGGAGGAGGAGCGGCUGGGAGCCGUGGCGCUGCUGGCGCGCAUGUUCAGCGAGCGCGACUCCAACCUGGCGCGCCACCACUCCGCCCUCUGGCGCUCCUUCCUUGGCAGGUUCAAUGACAUUAGUGUGCAGAUACGGAUUAAAUGUGUUCAGUAUUCCAUGCACUUUCUUUUGAACCACCCCGAGUUGAGGAAGGACAUCACGGAGACAUUGAAACUCCGCCAGCAUGACGCGGAGGAGAACGUGAGAUACGAAGUGGUCAUGGCUAUCGUCACGACGGCAAGGAAAGAUUUUGAAGUGAUUUCCGACAGCGACGACCUCCUUGAAUUCGUCAAAGAGAGGACGCUUGACAAGAAGUUCAAAAUUCGGAAGGAAGCUAUGACGGGACUUGCCAUGAUUUACAAAAAGCACCUGAAUGAUUCGGAUGUUCCGCAAGCGACGAAGAAGGCUGUGACGUGGAUAAAAGAUAAGAUUCUCCAUGGGUAUUAUAUGACUGGAAUGGAAGACAGGUUGCUAGUGGAACGCCUGCUCAACACGUGUCUAGUUCCGUUCCAACUGCCUCCGGAGGAGCGGAUGAAGAAACUGUACCACCUCCUGGGGACUGUAGAUGACAAUGCCUCAAAAGCUUUCAUGGAGCUGCAGAAACAUCAGCUGGCUGUGCGGCGCAGCGUGGCGGAGUGGCUGGAGCAGCACCACCGCGUGCCCUCGACGGACCGCGACCGGGAGAUCGCGAGCCGCAUCACGGUGCUGUCGCGCUUCCUGCCCGAGCCGGUGAAGGCCCAGGAGUUCCUGGCCAAGUUCAGCGCGCACAUGCUGAAGGACGAGGUGCUGCUGGCGGGCAUGGACGUCAUCGUGCGGCCCGACGUCAGCUGCAAGGAGUCCACCGACACCACGACCCUUAUACUGAAGAAGCUUGGCCAACCUGUGAUGACCAAUCUCUACUACAACACCGUGAAGAUGCUUCUGGAGAGAGUUUCAUCGGUGAUGGUCGACCACGUUGCACUCAAAAUCCUCAUUGGUUACGUUGAAGACUGUUUGCGAGGGGGCAACUUGAUAGAAGAGGUUGGCUUGCACCCCAAUACAGCAGGGGAGAAAGGACUGAAAUUGCUCGUGAAGUUGUCGUUUGUGUUCUCGUCACAUUUCCUGCACGAUGACAUAAUUCGGCACCUGCUGAGUCUUCUGGCGAUCGAGGAGGAUUUCGUCGCACCGCUUGUACUUUCCGUGCUCACGUUUCUUGGGAAGUACAAGCCCUUAGGGGAAGUGUUUCCGGACAUCAUGCAGGAAGUAAUUCCCGUGUGCAAGCACUUUGCGGUGGUCGGGACGCCCAAGCAGGCCAAGCAUGCCAUACGCUGCCUCUACAUCAACGUGGUUCAGGGCCAAGACCCCAUUUUUGCAGAAAUACUUGAGAAAGUGAAAGACAAUUUGGUCGCAGAUUCCGAACAUUAUCGCACUGCCAUUGUUUCGCUGGGACACAUUGCAUACAACAUGCCAGAGAAAUACCCUGUUCACAUAAAGAACAUCAUAUCACGCAAGAUCGUGAAGGAGCUGCUGGUGCGUGACUCCAUGACGACCGUGGACCCCGAGAUGGAGCACCGGGAUUGGUGCGCGGAGGAAGAGCUGCCGGAGGAAACUGUGUUCAAGGUGGAGGCCCUGAAGACCAUGGCACGGUGGCUGCUCGGCCUGAAGGUAGACGUACUGUCUGCACAGAAGACCUUCCGCAUGCUGAAUGCCUUCAUCGUGAACAGAGGGGAUCUGCUCAACCAAAAAAAGCUCAGCAAAUGUGAGAUGGCCUGGCUGCGGCUGGCUGCCGGCUGCGCGAUGCUGAAGAUCUGCGAGCAGAAGGGAGUGGGGGACCAGUUCAACGCUGAGCAGUUCUACAACUUGUCCCAGUUGAUGACGGACGAGGUGCACCAGGUGCGCGAGAAGUUCACGGCCAAGCUGCACAAGGGCCUGAGCCGGGGCAUCCCGCAGAAGUGCCUGCCGCUGGACUUCAUGGGCUUCUACGUGCUGGCGGCCGGGGAGCCAGACAAGCGCCUCAGGUCCCAGGCCAAGCAGUACAUGGUCACCGACAUCAACAAGCGUCGCGACUACAUCAAGAGCCUGUCCAUCGGCACCAGCAGCAGCGUGGAGGUGUCGGGCCAGCUGUCCUUCAUCCUGCCCGACUACAUGCUGGUGUUUGCGAUCCCCGUGCUGGCCCACGACCCGCUCUACACGUCGCACGAGAGCGCGGAGCAGCUGGAGCGGGUGCGCCAGUGCCUGUGGUUCGUGCUGGAGCCGCUCGUCACCAAGAACGACGCCUACUGCUUCAGCUUCUACAAGGACCUGGUGGAGAAGAUGAAGAACCACCGCGACGCCCUCAAGCCGGACGACGACGCCACCAACUUCAAACUUUGGGCGGUUUGCGACGUGGCGUUGGCGCUGAUCUUCGCCAAGACGACGAACUUCGACAUGAAGGAGUUCCCGUCGGAGGCGCGCAUCCCGGACAUGUACCUGCGGCCGCCGGACGACCCCAUGUUCGUGAACACGCGCAACUUCCUGCCCCCGGAGCUGCAGGCCGCCCGGAAGACCGGCAUGACCUUCGUGCUGGCGGACAAGGGCCGGGGGCGCCAGAGGGGUCGCGGCCGGCAGAUAGCGCCGCCCGCCGCCGGCAUCGACCAGACCGACGCCAAGCUGGAGGAAGGAAUGGAGUGCAUCGAUGCUGAGCCCUCUGAAGCAUCGGAAACUAAAAUCCAGUUACCAGGUAUAGAAGAAGAGAGCGAGAACGACACCAUGGAGCCUCCUGCCAAGAAAGCAGCACUCAGCAUGCCCAAGGUGGAGAUCAUGUGAGAGUGUACGUAGUGCGGCGCAGAGCGGAGCUGGGGACCUUCGGUGGACUUGAAGCUAGUGACGCUAGUGAUGCUAGUGACCAGUUGACAUGCGCCAGAACAGCUUCCAGGUCGUAUUUAUUGCUGGUGAUUUUAACCAUUGAUUUGUGAAGUUAACACUGCAGAAUAUUCAAGCAGAUUAUUCAUAGUAUUUUGCUGUGAGUUUAACGUCUUUUCCAAGAUGAUAACAUCAGGAAGACGACCCAGAUAAGUUAUUUGCAACUUCAUUUACCAUUUGUAAGAUAUUUUCAUACUUACCUUCUUGCACCGAUUAAAAUACAGGACUGAAUAUUGUCAGUACAUUGACAAAAUCUUUUUGUUAGUUUAAGUUCAGAAAUCAUAAAGUUGUUAUGGAAUUGUUAGUAAAGUGGAGUGGUGUAGUGUACUGUAUAUUCCAGACCUAGUUCAUAAAGCAGAUGCAGAAUUGGACUAUUUUUCCAGUGCGUAGCAAGCAACAAGUUUGUUUAAUGUAUUAUGGUUUGCGUGGACAUCAGUGUUAAUGUGUAGGCUAAGAAGUUAAUUUAUUUUUAUGACUUUUAUAAAAAAUUGUUUUACUUAAGUGUUUAGUUACUGACAAUGUUUAGUGAAGCUAGCUACAGUAAUGUGAAAUCAUACUUUGCAGGGCCAUUUAUUCAUCUAAAUGGCUUAAAUAAGUGAAGAUUAGAUCAUGAUGGGGACUUUGAGUUGUAAUAUACUUUUUCAGUUUGGAUUUUGUAGGUUUGAAUGGUACAUUAAAUGGUCUUGGGAUUUUCAUUUUCAAUCAAAUGUAAAUUUCAUUAUUGGAAGAGCAGAAGGAGAAAUAGUGAUGCAGAUUGUGGGUUAGGCAAAUUCUUGACUAUAAUAAUGUUACUCUCAUUUUUCAUAAUUUUCACAUUUCUGCAAUGGUUGAUAUUUUAGUGUAGGAUCAUAACUCCGUGUGUUCGUUGGCCUUGCACGUGAGGACAUUGUACAAAUCAUCAUUCUCGGAGUUGCUCUUUCGGUCUCUGGAUCUCAUCAUUUCUACUAAGAACUCUCAUUGUGAACAUGUUUUGUAUAAAGGUGGGAGGCAGGUCACUCAGCUACUAAUAACAUUAGUGUUCAGAAGAUAAGAAAACAAAAGCUUAGAGAUUGGUGUCAUUUGCUGAGUCACUGUCACACACACCACAAGUGCCCAAUUAGUAAAUGAGGUGUUGGACAGUUUGAGUACUUUAGAAUGAACAAUACCAAAAAUAAAUGAAUGAAAGGUAAAUAAACUGUGAAACCUUCUUUAUUUAUUACAUCCGCAAGGGAUAGAGGGGGAAAUAUCCAGAAUUAGUUACAUGCAACCAAAGAAAGGUAUAGAUUCAGGAAUUUUAAAGAGAUAUUACUCUGCAUUUCUGUACUUGAGGCUAGGAUGAUGUCUUGAUUGAGCAUGUUCAUAGGUGAUAAAGACCUCAAGCUUCUGAUGCAGGAGUGGAGUGAUUUAUAGUUUUUUUUUAUAAUGAUACUCCAGGUGUGUGUGUGUUUUUAAUCUAGCUGUAGUCAGCAUUUUUAGCUUAAGGACAGUUCACAUUGUGUGUCUAUCUGUAAGCAUCUGAUUUCUGAUCUUUUGAAUACUCAUUUUAUCAGUUGUGUUGUACAAGAUAAAUAUAUUUUAAUGUUUCAGUUUGUGAGCAACAGUUGUAAAAUAAUCAGUCACUGGUUAUUAAGUAUAAAUAAAUGUAUCACUAUUUACACAUUUUA